AGGAAGACUGCUUGUAUCUCUUCACUCCAGCUACAGAGGACUUCGGACUGACCAUGGCAUUCGGUGGUAUCCUGAGUGAUGCUGACGUCUCUGCUGCUCUGCAGAACUGCCAAGCUCCUGAAUCCUUCAACUUCAAAACUUUCUUUGCCCAGUCUGGCCUGAGCAGCAAGUCCGACAAUGAUGUGAGGAACGUCUUUGCCAUCCUUGACCAGGACAGGAGCGGCUUCAUUGAGGAAGAUGAACUGAAACUGUUCCUCCAGAACUUCAACGCAGGUGCCAGGGCUUUAACUGAUGCUGAGACCAAGGCCUUCCUGAAUGCUGGUGACUCUGAUGGUGAUGGCAAAAUUGGAGUUGAUGAGUUCCAGGCUUUGGUGAAAAACUAAUUUUUUAAAAAACUGGAAUAUGCGAAACAUCAGAAAAGAUGAAUUUGGUUUUCUGCAUUAAACUGAUCCAAGUGAAACCUGGUUUAGCGGAACACAGAUGCCUCUUCAAUAUUUCUCCUCAUGAGAAAAGUUGUGAUGUCAUCAUGCGGUGGUGGGAUCCAUUUAUUAAUUCACCAGAGAAGCAUGGUUACCCUUGUCUACAGUUUAUCCAAGGGCCCCUUCGUUAAACCAACAUAUUUAUUCUCAUUUUUAUACUAAUAACGUUGUCAAUUGUUUACACUGUUGAGACUUUUACAAAUCCAUGAACUUGCAAUUCUUGCUUCAGUUUCCUGUGGACUGAGGCAGGCAUACAAGAAACAAAUUGCUCUCAAUAAAUCAUUUUUGGAAUCA
Molecule: messenger RNA, 773 nt
Organism: Xenopus tropicalis (tropical clawed frog)
Lineage: Eukaryota; Metazoa; Chordata; Amphibia; Anura; Pipidae
Gene: ocm4.2
Product: oncomodulin 4 gene 2
Exons: 5
Coding region: 54-383 (109 amino acids)
Molecular function (GO): calcium ion binding
Source: RefSeq, marked provisional